Molecule: messenger RNA, 1658 nt
Organism: Myripristis murdjan (pinecone soldierfish)
Lineage: Eukaryota; Metazoa; Chordata; Actinopteri; Holocentriformes; Holocentridae
Product: rho-related GTP-binding protein RhoN-like
Exons: 5
Coding region: 201-893 (230 amino acids)
Biological process (GO): small GTPase-mediated signal transduction
Molecular function (GO): GTPase activity; GTP binding
Source: RefSeq, a predicted model, not a curated record
CAGGUUCCCAUUACGCAGAGCAUGCCGCUGAGUUUGGACGGGAGCAGCCUGUGGAGCUGAAGUUGUGGCAGCUGGAUGUAAAGUCACCCGCUCCAGGAUAGACAACGUUUCACACGUCGAGGGUCAACUUGGUGAGGCUGUGGAGAGCUAAAUGACAAGGAGGCAGCGGCACAAAACCACGCACUGAUACACGGGGCAUUAUGGAGAGCAAGGGAGUAAGCCGCUGCAAAAUUGUGGUGGUCGGCGAUACGCAGUGUGGCAAGACGGCUCUCCUGCACGUUUUUGCAAAAGAUUCGUACCCAGAGAAUUAUGUUCCCACUGUAUUUGAGAAUUACACAGCCAGUUUCGAGAUCGACAAGCACAGGAUCGAGCUGAACAUGUGGGACACUUCAGGUUCGGCGUACUAUGACAAUGUGCGGCCGUUAGCCUAUCCAGACUCGGACGCCGUGCUCAUCUGCUUCGACAUCAGCCGCCCGGAGACGCUGGACAGCGUGCUGAAAAAGUGGCAAGGAGAGACCCAGGAGUUCUGCCCCAACGCCAAAGUGGUGCUGGUGGGCUGCAAGCUGGACAUGAGGACAGACCUCAACGUACUGAGGGAGCUUUCCAAACUACGACUCAUUCCCGUCACCCAUGAACAGGGCACUAAUUUGGCGAGGCAGAUUGGAGCCGUGGCCUAUGCUGAGUGCACCUCCAAGUAUUCGGAGAACAGCGUCCGUGAUGUAUUCCACGUCACCACCUUGGCGUCUGUGUCCCGCGCGCAUCGGCCUCAGCUCAAGCGCGCCGGCUCACGACGUGGCCUCAAGCGGGUCUCCCAGCAGCCGCCCCGGACUGAGAUUCACGAGCACCCGCCCGCCAUUAGAAAGGACCGCGCCAAAAGCUGCGUGCUCAUGUAAGGACCAGAGCACAGCUACCCAAGAGCGUGGGCAGGUGGACAUAUCCCAUACUACACAUGAACUUAAUUUAUUUGGUUAAUUCUUGUCAAACCUUUGCACUGCAUAAAAGGACAAUGUGAUGAAAACAACAAAGAAUGCUAUACUGUGGAGUUCUCUGAGGAACCGUUUGUCCAUCACUGACAAAGCUCUCAUUGUUACUUUUCUUUGUGGGCCCGUUUUCAUCAGGGGAAGCCAUUGUAGUGGCGACGACUAUUUUUCCUAAACCCAUUUACUUGAGCAAUGGACAAAAAGACCAUGGACGCCAAUGGGUUGGCUAGCAAAUGAGAUAGAAUGACCGAAAACAACUGAAACUGAAUGUGAGGAAUGGAGACAGAGGCGGAAAAAUAAUUUGACAUGCACCAGCUAUAUAAAAAAAAAAAAAAAAAGCUGGUCUUGACCAUUAUUAUGUUGUUUCCUGUUCUGAAAUGCUAUUCUCUCUCUAAGUGUUUUAAGUAAACGAAGCACAGUAAGAUGCACGCAAUCUGUUCAGAGUUACUCAUAAAUGUCAGGGAAUUAAAUUGUUGUUCCACUUCAUAUAAUGAUUUCAAAAGAAAGAUUCCUUGUCUGGAUAGACAAAAGUUAAUGGGCUGAGAUGACACUAAUUUUCUUAAACCACAAGUGCUUUUAAGAUUUAGAAUCGAAUAAUCACUCACCACAUAAUACUGCAGUGUUGUGAAAUUAAUCUCGUUCUGAUAUUCUUGAUUGGGAAGUAAAGUCACAGAGGGA